Molecule: messenger RNA, 2300 nt
Organism: Vigna radiata var. radiata (mung bean)
Lineage: Eukaryota; Viridiplantae; Streptophyta; Magnoliopsida; Fabales; Fabaceae
Product: DAR GTPase 3, chloroplastic
Exons: 9
Coding region: 135-1232 (365 amino acids)
Cellular component (GO): mitochondrion
Molecular function (GO): GTPase activity; GTP binding
Source: RefSeq, a predicted model, not a curated record
CCAUAUUAGCCGAACAGAUCUUGGUAAGAUAAAAAAAAAAAAAUCCACUCUCCCCUUUCAAUCGACACGUCUUUGCGUUCUGCUUCAGUAUUAUCCCAAACAGAGUGUUGAAUGAGUAGUUGCACAGCACAGUGAUGAGUGUUCAGCUAUCAGCUUUAUGGGUCCCCAACUCUCCGUCAAUUCCCACAAACUUCCUUCCCAACCGUCGAAGAUUCUCCGUAUCGGCUCUCUCAUCCCAAUCCCCCACUAUUCAGAUAAUUGGCGUGGGAGGCCCCAGUUGGAGGGAUAAUGGAUAUGGAAAUCCCAACGGCAACUUAUUUGAUGGGUUUCAAGGAGAGAGUGAUCAUUGGAGUGACCUGGACACUGAUCUUUAUCACUGGACAAAGACAUUGCGCCCUGUGCAGUGGUUUCCUGGUCAUAUUGCAAAAGCAGAAAAAGAACUGAAGGAGCAGCUCAAGUUGAUGGAUGUUGUGAUAGAGGUGCGGGAUGGACGAAUUCCCAUGUCCACAAGUCAUCCACAGAUGGAUGUAUGGCUUGGAAAUAGAAAGAGAAUUUUGGUCUUAAAUAGAGAAGACAUGAUAUCAACUGCAGACCGCAAUGCUUGGGCAGAUUAUUUUACUAGGAAUGGAACAAAGGUUGUCUUCUCCAAUGGGAAGCUUGGAAUGGGAACAAUGAAGCUAGGCCGGUUAGCAAAGGAAUUAGCAGCUGAUGUAAAUAUUAAGCGUAGAGCCAAAGGGCUACUUCCUCGUGCGAUUCGAGCUGGAAUAGUUGGAUACCCUAAUGUCGGAAAAUCAUCUUUGAUCAACCGUUUGUUAAAGCGAAGAAUGUGCCCAGCAGCUCCCAGGCCAGGAGUUACAAGAGAGUUGAGGUGGGUUCGUUUUGGGAAAGAUCUUGAACUGCUGGAUUCUCCCGGGAUACUCCCAAUGCGAAUCAGUGAUCAGUCAGCGGCUAUAAAACUCGCCAUAUGUGAUGAUAUCGGAGAGAGGUCCUAUGAUGUGGCUGAUGUUGCUGCAAUUCUUGUGCAGAUGCUCACAAAGCUUCCCACAGUAGGAGGAGAUACUCUUCGUAAACGGUACAAAAUUGAUGUAGAUAGUAAAAAUGGUAAAAUAUUCAUAGAGAAGCUUGCAGUUCGAAUAUUUAAUGGAGAUGUUCAUCAAGCAGCAUUCCGUGUCCUAGCAGAUUUUAGAAAAGGAAAGUUUGGUUGGACGGCACUGGAGAGGCCCUCUAGGUGAAGGCACAUGUUUGCAUGAGAGCAGAAUUCUCCGAAGCUUGAUUUGAAAAUUAUAAGACCUCCUGAAACUGACUGCAGAAGACAACUCCAGAUGGAUUAAGAUGAAUGUGGAUAUUGUGGUUAUGAAUGACAUUGUGGAAGAGAAAGGUGAAUGUUCCCACAAGACUGCAUUUGAAGCCUUGAGGCACACGAAAGAAAGGAUUUAAAGCCAUUUUUACUAUGUAAUUUGGUGUCAUGCAUCACCGUGUCUGUAUAUAACUAGUAGUGUGCUUUGGGACGGGAGUUUGUAUGCUUGAUGAUAGUAUAUAUUUAAUCAUUAUAGGUAGAUGUUUCUUAAAAUGAGGGUUUAUGCUUUUAGUUUUUUAAUGAUCUUCUAGCUUAUUUUGCUAAACAGAUAAGCAUGGUUGAACCAAAGCAAUAAAAUGGUAAAGACGAAAUGGUGUAGCUUUGCACGGUUACAUACACAUAUACACUACUUGAACUUGUCCUCACCUAUCUUUCAGGGCGCAGUGGUGUGUGUAGCUUUGCUCUUUGUUACGGCCAAAAAAAAUCACAUUCUGUGGAGCUGGAACAUGGUACCGAUUAUGGGUCUGGAUUAAUAAACCUGGAUUAAUUAUAUACCAUGAUGAUUUAAUACUAUUAAAAUAUGGAUUGGAACCAAUGGGAAUCUGAUAGUUUAUUCAUUUCCAUUCUUAAACCUCAUACUUUAAGCCACUCACCUUUUUAUAUUUGGUGAUUCUUUGUCUAAAUCUGAAGGAAUAAAAGCACAAUAUAAUCUUUACCAGCACAGUAACACUUACCUUGAGAAGGGGGAAAAGUGGUUAACCGGUGGGAAUAUAUUAAAGGUACACAUACUUCGUCCAUUGGAGUUUCGCAGAUCCUUAGAAAGCGCAGCGUUGAUAGAGUCCACUCUUUACAGUACUUACCGUCAAGGCCAUAACAUAUCCAACCAGGUACUACAGCAAAGUCAUAUGAAUUGUAAGGGAUAAAAUUUCAUCACAAUCUCUAUGUGAUUUCAAGCUUGCAAUUACAAACAAGGGGCAAAUAAAAUACAAAAAAAAAAAAAAAA